Durusdinium trenchii is the source of this 1767-nucleotide messenger RNA. Lineage: Eukaryota; Dinophyceae; Suessiales; Symbiodiniaceae. The record is from the annotation of a GenBank genome assembly.
GACGAGUCAUGCUUGCCCGCCGACGCAGUUAUGGGCAGUUGUUUCGGGUCACGACCGCCUCCCUUCCUUUGCCUCCGCCAAUGGGUUCGCUGACCAGCCAAUGCGUGCCCAGUGGCCCCGAAGGGGCUGAGCUGCUCGACCCCGAUGCACCUUCUGGCACGCGUCUGCCGCGCCAGGCUGCGGUGGCGCAGAGGCUGCGUGAGGUGUACGAGGCAAAGUUUGCCUUUCCCUCUUGGAGCUGCGAGCGCUUGGGCGAGGGCAGUCUGGAGGUCUAUGCCCAGAGUGUGACCGUCUACUACCCGCAGGGCGCUCAGCUCGCGGAGGUGAAGCGCUUGGUCCGAGAGCGUGAGCCCGUGAACAUCGGCAUGAAGCGACGCUACGACCAGCAGAAGAUGCAAGAGUACUUCGGUUAUGCUACUGGCGCUUACGGGCGGCUGAGCUCCAGCGAGCGGCUGGGCCCCAACCUCGCCGUCUACUGCCGAACGCCCAUGCGGGCGCCCGACGGCCGCGAGCGGGACGUCCACGUGAUCAAUGUCAUAGGCUUUGCCUUCGACAAGACUCAGCAGCCAGACUAUCAGUACUUCCUGAACCACGAUGACGAGGAUGGACGGAGAGCAGAGCUUGUCAAGAAGAUGAGCCAAAUGUGGGAAUAUAUCUAUUUCUGCGCACAUGAGAAGAAGCUGAAGUGCGUGCGGCUUUCGCAAGUGGGGGGCGGAGCCUUUUCGUUGCUGCUGGGGGGAAACUUCGACUACCAAGCCCUGAGGAAAGAAUCGCUGGAGCCGGUGAUGGCGCGGUAUCCCGAGAUCGAGACGAAGGAGUUGCAGUUCAUCCCUGAUUGGGAAGCGUGGAUGAAGAAAGAAGGUUUUGCAGUUCAGUCAGCCCUGAAAAGAAGCCAACCUCGGGCUGGUUCCGAGGUCAGUUCGCCCGAAGACGCCGCUGGCUCCCGCCCAGUCUUUUCUUUGCGGAUGAUUUGGUCAUGUCUUUUGGGGCCCAUGCCAUCUUCGUCCGUCCGUCUUGGUCCAAAGGAGCCGGGCUGCUCGAGUCUGCCCAGGUCUUCACGCCGGAGGGCGAGCGGUGCUGCUCGAGCAGCUUGUUGGUGAAUGCAUGGGAUCCCUGGAGCUUUGUGGGCAACGGCAACGCGGGCGACAACAGCCUCGAUGGUUACUUCGGGCGCUGUACCGCCAUGGCUGUGCUAUGCUGGCCCGACACCAACCCCUGCUUGCAAUUGGAGGACCGGUAUCGACUGGUGCCUCCCUAGUCGAAACCUCCAUUGCCGGAGGUCCUCAAGGCCGCACCGGAAGAACUGCGAAGAUCUCAUGGAAUGAAUGAAUCAUGUCGAAGCAAACUCUUGGAACGAACUCAUGGAAUGAAUCUCACAUGGUCUCACCAAAGCAUCAGCCCGUCCAAGAAGUGCAGCAUCCAGGUUUUUGAUGCCCAGGUCGCUGUUUCCCUUUUUUUGUGUGUGUUGGCCUUCUGGAGCAACCUUGGCCUUCUGGUUAAGUUCCAUUUUUACCUGGCAAACACCCUGGAAACUGGGGUGUGACCUAGAUGAAAGUGAUAGAUGAGAGUUGAAGUCACCCUUCUAAAUGCAGGGGUCGUUUAGGGCUUUGACGGAUGGACGGUUUGCAGCCAGUGUGGAAGAAACCAAAGCCAUUUGAUUGAGAGCGCACGCUCGUAGCGGAAUUGUUUGGCCCAUCCGAUGCGAAAGAAGGGCAUGUGUGUUCAACGCGAGCAAAGGAUUCGCGUCGGUACCUGCCGACACAAGGC